Molecule: messenger RNA, 1080 nt
Organism: Alnus glutinosa
Lineage: Eukaryota; Viridiplantae; Streptophyta; Magnoliopsida; Fagales; Betulaceae
Product: putative receptor-like protein kinase At3g47110
Exons: 2
Coding region: 1-1080 (359 amino acids)
Cellular component (GO): plasma membrane
Molecular function (GO): protein binding
Source: RefSeq, a predicted model, not a curated record
AUGGUCCAAUCUUACAUAGCAUAUCUAGCUUUUGCAACUGUUUCUAACAUUACCAUCGAUCAAUCUGCUCUUCUUGCCUUAGAGGCUCAAAUUUCUUACGACCCUAAAAAUGUUUUGACAAACAGUUGGUCCAGUGGCACCUCUGUUUGCAACUGGUUUGGUAUCACUUGUGAUUCCCGCCAUCUUCGAGUUACUGCAUUGAACCUUUCUUACAUGAACAUUGUAGGCACCAUUCCUCCACACGUAGGAAACCUUUCAUUUCUUGUCAGUCUAAGCAUUGAAAACAAUAGUUUUCAUGGCUCUCUGCCCAAUGAGUUGUCUCGUCUUUACCGGUUGCAACACUUAUCUGUUGGAUUCAAUAACUUUAGCGGAGAAAUCCCAUCAAGGAUGGGGCUGUUAUCCAAACUUCAAAAUUUGUCCCUAAACAGUAACAAUUUCACAAGAGGUAUUCCACCAUCUCUAUCUAACAUAUCUACGUUGGAAAUAAUAGAUCUCACAUAUAACAAGCUUUCGGGCUCCAUUCCUUCUUCCAUCUUCAACAUAUCCACCUUGCAAGGAAUUUAUCUUCGAAAAAAUAAGCUUUCUGGUACGAUGCCCUUCAUUAACACUUCUUCACUGCGAGUCAUUGAUCUCUACUCUAAUAAGUUGUCUGGUGAACUCCCAGAAGAUAUGUUUAGUCAUCUUCCUAGCUUACAAAGGCUUGAUUUGUCUUUUAAUCAGUUUUAUGGCGAACUUCCAUCCACUUUGUUCAAGUGCAAAAAGUUGCAAUAUUUAUCGUUGUGGUCUAAUAAUUUCACAGGAAGAGUACCUCAGGAAAUUGGGAACUUAACCAUGCUUACCAAGUUAUUCCUUGGCUCUAACGAUUUUGAAGGUACUAUCCCACCCACUUUGUUCAACUGCAAACAUCUGCAAAUUUUAUCAUUUUCGGCUAAUAGAUUCACAGGAAGUGUACCUUCAGAAAUUGAGAACUUAACUAUGCUCACAGCCUUAGACCUUAACAGCAACAACUUUGGAGGUAUGUUUAGUAGUCUUGAAGUCUUUAGUCAUUUAAGAAAUUUCAUUAUUUGUUUUGAAUGCUAA